Messenger RNA from Oncorhynchus kisutch (coho salmon), 2816 nucleotides. It is a transcript of the gene tpm2, whose product is annotated as tropomyosin 2 (beta). The record is from RefSeq and is a predicted model, not a curated record. NCBI's taxonomy places the organism in Eukaryota, Metazoa, Chordata, Actinopteri, Salmoniformes, Salmonidae. The transcript is spliced from 9 exons. Bases 190 to 1044 code for a protein of 284 amino acids.
CUGAACAGAAUUACAUCCUCCCAUCCUCCUUUACCUAAUCCAGACUAGCUUUGUCUCAUCACUCGGCUCGAGGUGCUGCUUCUGUGAACUUCAGUCCUCUGUCCUCUGUGUGGCUCGUGCGCGUCCGUCGAGAGAACCAACUGUGAACCCUUUUCGCCUGUUAGUAGGAGAGAAAAAACAACAGUAACCAUGGAAGCCAUCAAGAAGAAAAUGCAAAUGUUGAAACUGGAUAAGGAGAAUGCUAUUGAUCGGGCAGAGCAAGCAGAAGGAGACAAAAAGGGGGCAGAGGACAAAUGCAAACAGCUGGAAGAAGAGUUGCUGGCCCUGCAGAAGAAGCUGAAGGGAGUGGAGGAUGAGUUGGAUAAAUACUCAGAGUCACUGAAGGAUGCCCAGGAGAAGCUGGAGCAGGCUGAGAAGAAGGCCACAGACGCAGAGGCAGAGGUGGCUUCCCUAAACAGACGUAUCCAGCUGGUAGAGGAGGAGUUGGACAGGGCCCAGGAGAGACUGGCCACUGCGCUGCAGAAGCUGGAGGAGGCCGAGAAGGCUGCAGACGAGAGUGAGAGAGGAAUGAAGGUGAUAGAGAACAGGGCGUCAAAGGACGAGGAGAAGAUGGAGAUCCAGGAGAUGCAGCUAAAGGAGGCCAAGCACAUUGCUGAGGAGGCCGACAGGAAGUACGAGGAGGUGGCCCGUAAGCUGGUGAUCCUUGAGGGUGACCUUGAGCGCUCUGAGGAGCGUGCUGAGGUGGCUGAGGCUCGAGUCAGGGAGCUGGAGGAAGAGCUUAGACUCAUGGACCAGAAUUUGAAGUCCAUGAUGUGCGGAGAGGAUGAGUACUCACAAAAGGAGGACAAAUAUGAAGAGGAAAUCAAAGUUCUUACCGACAAACUUAAAGAGGCUGAGACCCGUGCUGAGUUUGCAGAGAGGUCUGUGGCUAAGCUGGAGAAAACCAUUGAUGAUUUGGAAGAGAAACUGGCUACGGCUAAAGAAGAGAACCUAGACAUGCACCAAACGCUGGACCAAACCCUCCUGGAGCUCAACAAUCUAUAAAGAGAGCUCUGUCUGUCUGGGCCCAUGAACAAGAGGCCUAAAACACAGGCGAAAAGAAAAAAACACAAAGCUUUCAUAAUGCUCAUUGACCAAAUCCUUUAGUUGACUUGCCCCUUUGGGAACAGGACAGUCUUCACUUGGCUUUAAUAGUAGUAAAGGCUUACGAACAAGGCAUUCCGUUUAGUUAAUGAGGGUCUCUUGCGCACAUGCUAGUUAAUGGCAAACGCAUGCUGGCUACAGAAGUUAACAUGGUUCAGUAUAACAGCAGAACAGCAUAGAGUUGAAUGCUAUCGAGGUUGCUGUUUGUAUUUAGCAUGUGAUUCAAGUCUUAAAGUUGACAUCUCUUUUUUAAUCUGACCUCUGAGGCCUCCUUGAAGUGAAAUUGCAUUUGCUUUACUCUUUAAGCUCUUAUCUCAAACUCUUAUUUUUUUAAAUCCAAAAUAUUACGUUUUUGUAAACCUUCAAAACAAAUAAAUGGUAAACAUAUUCUUGACUUACUGUUUGGUAAGAUGUGCCACUCAUUGUUUUAAUUAAUAGAGUAUAGUAUUGGAGUAGAACUGACCCAAACAGGGAAAAAUACUAGCGUUCACAUUUUAAUAUUUGGACUAUUUAGGAUAGCAGUUUGUUAAAGGUUAGUUUAUAUGGUUCAAAAUGACUAGCAAAGGUAUCAAAUAAUGUAAUACAAACUAAAUACAAUGGGGGACAUUUAAUUUUGACACAGGAUACUUUUGACAAAUUUUUGAAUUUUCAAAAUUAUUGUAGUGACCUUUUGGGGGUUUGGAAAGUAGUCUUUAAUCAUGAUGAUGUGGUACCUCAUGUAUUCUAAUCAUGAUGAUGUGGUACCUCAUGUAUUCUAAUCAUGAUGAUGUGGUACCUCAUGUAUUCUAAUCACUUGCCUUUUUUUUUUUUCCUUGACAAAGAUUUUUGAGAGUGCCCAUAGUUGUUAGAAUCUGAAACGUCUCUUAAUUUUUGAAACACCCUCUCAAUAAUUGGCCGGGUUUAACUGUGACAUGGUUCUUCCACGAAACGAGUCUCUUUUUGAGUAGUGUAACUACUUGCUCAACCAGGGCUGGCCCUGUGCUCAACCCAAUUGUUUCCCCCCCACAAAACAACACAAAAUGGCCAGAAAGAGUAGAACCAGCUCACCUGCUUUUACACUGAUUUGAUUAUUAGAUGUUAAAUGUUUAUUUUUAUUUUUAUUUUUUUUUGGGGGGGGGGGGGGGGGGGGGAUUAAAUAUUUGCCAUAUUAAAACAAAAGUUCAGUUCAGUUUGACAUUGUCAAAACAGCCAAAUUUACUUUUGAGGUUAAAUCUGAGAAGUCCGAUUGCAGAGGGACAUGUCAAAAUGCUGAAUGUUGGCACUAACUCUUAUUGAUAUAUUUAUUUAUUUUUAAACUCAUGUAUUGAAUUGUCCAUGUCUAUAUUAAAUGGCACUUCAUUUAAUAUGGCAGGCUUUUAAAAUCCAAUAUUGGUGCAACAUUUCUACUUCAGAUAUUAAAGGGAUGCAAAAGGGACUCAUUUUGUGGAACUACCCUACAGCUGUAAACUUGUUUGGUUGAUUUCCAGCUCAUGUAAUAUCUUAAUGCACCUGUGUCAAUACUUCAGACUAGUCAGAAUGCUUAUCGGUCUGAAGGUUUUAAUUGGGGGGAAUUAUUCAAUAUUCUGGAGGUAUUAAAAUAAUUGUAUUAAGGUUUAUUACUCAUGUAUGUAUCCUAUGCAAUGAAUCAACUGUAUAAGCUCUUAAGAUGAUUAAAAAAUGGCCAGCAAAAUGUA